AUGAAGAACGAAAUGAUAGAGGUCCUUGAAGCUCAUACUAUGGCAUCCUUCCUGCCGACCGUCGAGCAUGUGGUGCUCAUAGGGGAUCAUCAACAGCUGAGACCGUCUCCAGCUGUAUAUGAACUGGCUCGUGAGUACAAUCUGGAGGUUUCGAUGUUUGAACGAUUGGUGAAGAAUGGGCACCCGUUCCGUACGCUUCAGGUGCAGCAUCGAAUGAACACAGACAUCUCGAGCAACAUCAUCAGGCCAUAUUUUUAUCCCGAUGUUGCCGACGAUCCUUCAGUAUUAGAAUAUCCCGAUGUGCCAGGUAUGGACAAAAAAUGCUUCUUUUGGAUGCACGACGAACCAGAAACUACAAACGUCGACGCGCUGUCGAGAAGCAAUACUCAUGAGGUGAAUAUGAUAGUCGCUUUGGUCUCAUAUUUACAAAAACAAGAAAUAAAGUUAGAGGAGAUAACCAUUAUUACAACUUACUCUGCCCAGCAGACAGAGAUGCGACAAGCUGUAAUCAAUAAGUUCGGCCGUAAUGAAAACGAUCAACCGUCGGUAGCUGUUGAAACUGUGGAUGGUUUCCAAGGAAAGGAAAAUCGAAUAGUGAUUGUGUCCCUUGUGCGAUCGAUGAUGGAUGGAAUCGGAUUCCUAGAGGUGAGGAAUCGAAUUACGGUAGCGUUGACACGAGCGCGUCAUGGCAUGUAUGUCAUUGGCAACCUUGUCUAUUUGGCGGAUUGCUCAUCGUUUUGGCGUCAGCUGGGUACUGACAUGUACGACAAGGGAUUUGCUGAUUCGUUUUUGCCGAUUCGUUGUCAACGUCAUGGGAAUGUCCAGAAAAUUGAACAUCCGAAUGAAUUCGCUGAAAAAUCGCCGGAAGGUGGAUGUAUGGAAAUCUGUGAUGCUGAACUUCCAUGCGGUCACAAUUGCCCUCGUAGGUGUCAUCCGAAUGAUGAUCAUGAUACCUGGAAAUGUACUGGACAGUGUAUGCGCCGAUGCAAAGAUGAACGUUAUCUACAUCCUUGUCAACGAACAUGUUCUGAGCCAUGUGGAGAUUGCGCUUAUGUGGUCAAAAUUCGUCUAAAAUGUGGUCAUUCUACCAAUGUGAUGUGUUACACGUCGGACAAAGCAGUUUGUCAUGAGCGAUGUAAUAAGAUACUUGACUGUGGCCAUCAGUGCCCUUCCACAUGUGGAAAGCCUUGUGAUAUGGCUUGUUUUGAGCCUGUAACUCUCUCAAACGACGUAUGCAAUCAUUCGUGGACAGUGGUUUGUAGUGAAAAGAGCAAGUCAGCUGGCUGUCCAAUGCGGUGUCCAGAAACUCUGCCAUGUGGCCACUGUUGUGAAGAGCGAUGUGGACAGCCAUGCACGGUCAACUGCAACAAGCUAGUGCGGUGCCGUCUGGCUUGCGGUCAUAAUGUCAGGGUGCCAUGUUACGAGAGUGAGAAACCGAAGCAGUGUGAGGAAAAGGUACUACAAGAUCUGGAGCAUUGUGGUCAUUCCGUGAUGAUGCCAUGUCACGCUGGUACGAAUCCAAGCUAUUGUCCAGCGCCGUGUGACAAGCAACUCUCAUGUGGGCAUAAAUGCCUUCGUAAAUGUGCCGGUGAAUGCAAAUGUGAAACGACGAUGUGCUCAAAAGUGUUGGCAUGUGGUCACCAAUGCGCAAAAAGAUGUGGCGAACGAUGCGAGCCUUGUACUUCUCCUUGUCUCACAAGUUGUAAGCAUCAGGACUGCGGCAGCAGUGACCGUUUCCAGGUACUGAAAUACGGACGAAAUUGCUCGCAGCCAUGUGUCCUUUGUCCAAAACUCUGUGAUAACAGCUGUCAGCAUCGCAGUUGUAGUAAAAAGUGCUACGAAGUAUGCGAUGUAAAACCGUGUGAACAACCGUGCACGAUGCGACUGCCAUGUGGACAUGGUUGCCUUGGAAUGUGUGGGAGAAAUCUGUCCGCGUCUUUGUGGUACCUGCAACAAACGAGCUUACGUGAACUUGAUAGAGGAAUAUUUGGGUGCGAAGGCAACAAUGACAAAGCUGCCAAGAAUCAUAGAAGUGGAAGGAUGUCGGCAUGCAUUCCCAGUGGAGGUGAGUACCUUUUCAAAAGAAAACUCAUCUUCUGCACACCAUAUGGGAGCAGUGCUGUCAUGGGGAAAGAGGCGGGCCGUCAGGGAGGAGCUUAA
This is a messenger RNA of Cooperia oncophora, 2160 nucleotides long. Lineage: Eukaryota; Metazoa; Nematoda; Chromadorea; Rhabditida; Trichostrongylidae. The record is from the annotation of a GenBank genome assembly.